Molecule: messenger RNA, 1953 nt
Organism: Acanthochromis polyacanthus (spiny chromis)
Lineage: Eukaryota; Metazoa; Chordata; Actinopteri; Pomacentridae
Product: UDP-glucuronosyltransferase 2A1-like
Exons: 2
Coding region: 154-1734 (526 amino acids)
Molecular function (GO): UDP-glycosyltransferase activity
Source: RefSeq, a predicted model, not a curated record
ACUGGUGUUAUUUCAGUGCAUAUGUACUGAAGUCCUGCUUCCUCGGAGUCGUCACCCUUCAGUCGGAUACUCUGCAGGGACGAAGGCUGGACAUCAAACUACGAGUUCAGUCUGAAGACCUGUCAGCCGUAGACUCACGAAUCUAUUUCAGAAAUGUACCGACCCACUUUCGUGGUGCUUGCAGCGCUGCUCUGCUCUGCAGCUUUGGUGAAUGGAGGGAAGGUCUUGGUGUUCCCUGUGGAUGGAAGUCACUGGAUCAACAUGAAUGUCCUCGUCGAGGAGCUUAACUCCAGAGGUCAUGAAGUCACUGUGAUACGUCCACCAGAUGCCUGGUUCAUCAGGCAGGAUUCUCCUCACUACAAGUCCAUCACACUGAAUGUUGCGUCUGGUCUUGAUAAGGACAACUUGGACGAAUAUGUAACGAGAACACUGGCGCUGCGACGGCGAGGGGCAUCAUUUUGGACUCGUAUGGCUCUGGACAUUGAAAUGGUGAAUGAGUUGCACGCACUGCACAGGCUGCUGCUUGUAAUGACGGAGGAAGUGUUUGCAGACGACAAACUGAUGCAGAGCCUCCGUGAUGCCAAGUACGAUUUGGUCCUGACGGACCCUACAUACGGUGGAGGAGUUUUUCUGGCUCACCGUUUGGGUCUUCCACUCGUCCUUAAUGUAAGAUGGACUGUUCAGGGUGAAGGGCAUCAAGCAAUCGCACCUACUCCACUAUCCUAUGUCCCAAUGCCCUGGUCAGAAUUGACUGACAAAAUGACUUUCACCGAGCGGGUCCAGAACAUGUUGAUCUACUUCCUCACAAGUUUUCAAUUUUGGUAUGUCACAGACCCAAACUACACCCCGUUUGUCCAUCGCCACUUUGGCCCGGACGUCCACUACAUGGAGCUGUUCCAGUCGGCCGACAUCUGGCUCAUGAGGAAUGACUUCACCUUCGAGUGGCCGCGACCCACCAUGCCCAACAUCGUCUACAUGUCGGGAUUCCAGUGCAAACCCGCCAAGCCCUUGCCCAAAGAACUGGAGGAUUUCGUUCAGAGUUCCGGUGAACACGGAGUCAUCGUGAUGACGCUGGGGACCCUGGUGGAAAAACUUCCUGAGGACAUAACAGAGGACAUCGCUGCUGCCUUCGCACAGCUUCCCCAGAAGGUGAUCUGGAGGCACAAAGGCAAAAGACCGUCCACGCUGGGAAACAACACCUUAAUGAUGGAAUGGUUGCCCCAGAACGACCUCCUGGGUCACCCCAAAACCAGGGUGUUCGUGGCCCACGGAGGCGCCAAUGGCAUGCAGGAGGCCAUCUACCAUGGCGUCCCCGUGGUCGGACUGCCGCUCAUGUUCGACCAACCCUACAACGUCUUCAGGAUGAAAGCCAGAGGCGUGGCCAAAGCCCUGGACUUGGCGACGGUGAAUAAAGACAACUUCCUGGAGGCGCUGAAGGAGGUCCUGUACCAACCGUCCUACAGGGAGAAGAUGAAGGUUCUGUCCAGCCUGCACCGAGAUCAGCCCAUGAAGCCGCUGGACCGGGCCAUGUUCUGGAUCGAGUUCGUCAUGAGGCACAAAGGAGCGGCCCACCUAAGGACAGAGUCUUACAAGAUGUCCACGAUCCAGUACCACUCCAUCGAUGUGGCGGCGUUCCUGCUGGCAGUUGUUUUGUUCAUAUUUGCUGUUUUAAUUGCUGCAGUCAAGUUUGUCUGGCGAAGGCUAUUUGGCCAAAACAAACGCAAAAAGGAAUGAUAAAUAUAAUGUGUUUGCGUAUUGUGAAUGUAAAUUGUUGCACAAAUAUCUGACAUUUUCUAAUGAUUGCAUCUAAACAGGUUAGGUUAAUCAGCUCAAUCUCAAGUCUGUGAAUGUGAAAAUACAAUCUUGUUUAAAGUGUGACGUUCAGUGAACAAAUCAGGAAGCUUGAUUGAAUCAUUUUUUAGCAGUGCUCUUCCUAUCGCCAUAAACUAAAAA